Molecule: messenger RNA, 539 nt
Organism: Nanorana parkeri
Lineage: Eukaryota; Metazoa; Chordata; Amphibia; Anura; Dicroglossidae
Gene: AGTRAP
Product: angiotensin II receptor associated protein
Exons: 4
Coding region: 70-486 (138 amino acids)
Biological process (GO): angiotensin-activated signaling pathway; regulation of blood pressure
Cellular component (GO): plasma membrane
Source: RefSeq, a predicted model, not a curated record
UGUCUCUUCCCUCAGGCGAUCGUCUACAUUCAUUGGCUGCUGACAAUAUUCGCCUGUAUCUACCCCUGGAUGCCAAAUGCCUAUUAUCUGGCGAAUCUGACCGUCCUGGCCCUGGGCAUCUGGGCCAUCAUCCAGAGAGACUCCAUCGAUGCCAUUCUAAUGUUUCUGGCCGGUCUGAUCACCACGGUGAUAUUAGACAUUCUGCUCCUCGCCCUGAUCUACGCCGCCGCCGAGCAAGCAGCAGAGAAGACCCCGGGCAGAGACCUCUUCCGAUUCAGCGGAGGAAUGGCCAUCCUGAGCCUCUUGUUGAAGCCCUUGUCGUGUUUCUUCACAUAUCACAUGUAUGUGGAGCGCGGGGGGGAGUGCAAUCUCUUCACAGUGUCCUCGGGGUUCCUGAGCGGUUCACGAGACCGGAGCGCGUACCAGACCAUCGAUCACGCGGAGGGACCCGCUGAGCAAGAGAACAAGAUGCCCUCCCGGUACUGAGGGAGGAAAUGUGUGACUCCGCCCCCCUGCCUGUCCGUCACCUCCGCACCAGG